Molecule: messenger RNA, 1249 nt
Organism: Lathyrus oleraceus (garden pea)
Lineage: Eukaryota; Viridiplantae; Streptophyta; Magnoliopsida; Fabales; Fabaceae
Product: protein CELLULOSE SYNTHASE INTERACTIVE 3
Exons: 2
Coding region: 41-1249 (402 amino acids)
Biological process (GO): regulation of cellulose biosynthetic process; anisotropic cell growth
Cellular component (GO): cellulose synthase complex
Molecular function (GO): microtubule binding
Source: RefSeq, a predicted model, not a curated record
AGGAGUUCUACAAGGAGGAUAAACUAGCUUAUUGGUGCAAAUGUCAAAGUCUCCCUCUCCUGAUCAACAGAGAUCCAUUUAUUCUGAUUCUCAGCUCAUGGAAUUCAAUGAGGAAACAGGAAUGGACGAUGCCGAAUCUACAAUGGGAUCAGUUGCUAAUUUUUUGGAGCAACUGCAUGCCAACAUGUCUUCACCACUUGAGAAAGAACUUAUUACAGCACAAUUACUAGGUGUUGCCAGGAGAAGGAAGGAUGCUAGAGCACUUAUCGGUUCUCAUGCCCAAGCAAUGCCGUUGUUCAUAAGCAUUCUCAGAAAUGGAACCCCUCUUGCAAAAUUUAAUGUAGCUUCCACUCUGAGUUUCCUGUGCAAAGAUGAAGACUUGAGGUUAAAAGUACUUCUUGGGGGUUGUAUCCCACCAUUACUGGCAGUUUUAAUAUAUGAAUCCACUGAUGCUAGAAAGGCAGCAGCUGAAGCAAUAUAUGAAGUUUCCUCUGGUGGUCUUUCAGAUGAUCAUGUUGGUAUGAAAAUUUUUGUUACGGAAGGUGUAGUUCCAACCUUAUGGAAUCAACUACAUCCACAGAACAAGGAAGACAAAGUUGUGGAGGGUUUUAUUACUGGAGCAUUAAGAAAUCUAUGUGGGGACAAAGAUGUUUAUUGGAAAGCAACAUUAGAAGCUGGAGGUGUGGAUAUCAUUGGGGGUCUCUUGUCUUCAGAUAAUUCUGUUUCUCAGUCAAAUGCAACUUCCCUGUUGGCACGUUUAAUGCUGGCUUUCAGUGAUAGCAUCCCCAAAGUAAUAGACUCUGGAGCAGUCAAAGCUUUACUUCGACUUAUUGGUCAGGAAAAUGAUAUUUCUGUACGAGCCAGUGCUGCCGAUGCCCUAGAGGCCCUUUCUUCAAAGUCUACCAUGGCUAAAAAAGCUAUUGUUAAUGCAGACGGGGUUCCAAUCCUUAUUGGAGCUAUUGUUGCUCCUUCUACAGAGUGUAUGCGAGGCGAUGGUGGCCGGGCCUUGCAAGAGCAUGCAACUCGAGCUUUAGCUAACAUCUACGGGGGCAUGUCUUCUUUAAUACUAUAUCUUGGAGAGCUUUCCCAUUCUCCCCACCUUGCUGCACCAGUUGGUGAUAUAAUUGGUGCUCUUGCUUAUACACUCAUGGUCUUUGUGGAAAACCGUGAUGUUGAUGAGGAACAUUUUGAUGCAACUCAAUUCAUCAAAUGUGGAAACCCAAGAAUAUGCAGCUUCAGUCCUUGCUGA